AGAUGUCAGCUUCUUCUUCUGGUCUGUUUACCGGCACCAGGAAAGGAGUCCUUCCCGUUCACGACAGAACCAUACAUCCGCCAUGAAGUUCACCAACUCCCUCCUGGCCUUCGCCAGCAGCCUCUCCCUCACCAGCGCAACCCCCCUGCUCUCACCCCGCGCUGCUAACCAGUCCCUUCCAGCCAAAACCAUCUUCCAAUUCAACGAGACGGGUACUUGGUUCGAGAACCUCUCCGUACGCCCCAACGGCGAUCUCGUCCUCACCACCCUCACUCCCAGCGCCCAGGUCUGGACCCUAAAGGCGCCGUACUCAGCCAACCCCCAAAUCGGCCUCGUACACACGUUCCAGGACGGCAAGCCAGGGCUCGUCGGCAUCGCAGAGACCAAACCGGACGUCUUCGUCGUCAUCGCCGCCGAGUUCGCAGGCGCCGGUAACGCCGUCCCGGGCACCUUCGCCAUCUACGAGAUCGCAUUUAAAGGGAACGACGUGACGACCCGGAAAGUCAUCGAUUUCCCCGAGGCCAAGCUGGCGAACGGCGUUGCGACGGUGCCGAGGUGUGGGAAUACUUCUGUCGUUUUAAUCGGAGAUAGCUUCGCCGGCUCCUUGUGGCGCCUCGAUACUGGGACUGGGAAGUACGAGUCCGUGCUUGCGGUCGCGGAGAUGACGGCGCCGGCUGGUGGAGCGCUGCCGAUUGGGAUUAAUGGGUUGAAGGUCCAUGCUGGGUUUGUGUAUUGGGGCAACUCGGCUACGGCGACGAUUUAUCGUGCUAGGAUUGAUAAGAAGGGGUAUCCGGUGGCUAAUGCGACUGUUGAGGUAGUGGCGGCGCUGAACUCGAAUUUCGUGGAUGAUUUUGCGUUCGAUGCGCAAGGGAUGUUGUGGGCGGCGACGAAUGGUGAUAAUAAGGUUGAUAUCAUCCGUCCUGAUGGUGCGUUCGAAACUGUUGUCGGUGGGGCUACGUUGGAUACUGUUGGGGGUGACUCGGCGGUUGCAUUUGGUAGGACAAGUGCUGAUAGGAAUACGGUGUACGUGUCGACGAGCGGCGUGCUGCCGGGGAACCGGACUGAGCCGGCGAAGAUUGUUGCCAUCAAUAGGGCUGGUUUCCGGUAGAGAUAUUUUGGAUUGUUCUUGAUUAUUUGGAUGAUCUAGGGUUCGUCCGGGUGGACGAGAUUUUGAUUACAGCACAUGGGCAUCCCGCUCCGAUACACUUCAUGAAGAUACCGGCCUAGAGACCCGCGGUAUGAUCAAGAAGUUUCGGUUGCCCGUGACCUUCAUUUAACUACAAGGUCUUAAAGGCAUCCAGAGCG
Messenger RNA from Annulohypoxylon maeteangense, 1305 nucleotides. RefSeq lists its product as uncharacterized. The coding region runs from base 83 to 1108 and encodes 341 amino acids. Lineage: Eukaryota; Fungi; Ascomycota; Sordariomycetes; Xylariales; Hypoxylaceae. The transcript has a single exon. The record is from RefSeq and is a predicted model, not a curated record.